Trichoderma harzianum CBS 226.95 is the source of this 1026-nucleotide messenger RNA. RefSeq lists its product as hypothetical. The record is from RefSeq and is a predicted model, not a curated record. NCBI's taxonomy places the organism in Eukaryota, Fungi, Ascomycota, Sordariomycetes, Hypocreales, Hypocreaceae. The transcript is spliced from 2 exons. Bases 100 to 933 code for a protein of 277 amino acids.
CUGUUAUUAAAUCAAACCUUAUAUCCCAGUCCAUCCUACUGUUGCAGGUUACAUCCAUAUUCUAAGUUAUUUACACCUACUUAACUGCCAUUAAACACUAUGAGAUACUUUCUGGCCCUAAGCUUACUAGCUUUCUUUCUCCAUAGCACUUAUGCCAAACAAUUCGAUCAGUGGUACCCCUUCUAUCGGAAAUCCCUAACCAUUAUGGAAAAAAACCCUGAAUGCUACAACAACUACGCACGCGACGUCCAGGACCGAGGAGCCUCCGAUCCUGACGUCUGCAAAACCAUGGUCAACUGCCUCAUGACUAACAACGGCGACAUCAACAAGUCCGAUUGGGCCUCCGCAGUGGUCCUGCUCGGCCUGACACCAACGAUCCUGGGACAAUUGGGCUCAGCUCUCAGAGAGAAAGCUCAGCUAAGUUUCCAGAGCCCAUUACUUGGGUUGCUGUGUAUACUUGGCGGGCCUUCAAUCCCGUUCGAGAGGCCGUGGGUAAAAGAGAAUUCCGCGGAUGAGAAGAAACUAAGCCCUUUCGCUUGGAAGGAAAGAAAAAUAAAAUUAAUCAUGGUGCCGAAAUACUUAUUGGCGGUAGGGGCAGCGGCCAACGUUAUUCAUAAUAUGAUUACGCUUGGUCAGCAAACAAUCAUUAGCUGGAAGUGUACCUGGUCGCAUCUCGAGCUUGUGUGGAUUUUUACAGCGUUUGUGCCAGUCUUAUUUGCAGUUGGGGCUAUCUUCUUCAAGAAAAGGGCCAGAUGUUUAAAUUCUGUGUCAAACAUUAUGUGUGCGGCACAUGUUGUUUUUGGGACAUUAAUGCUUUCGUCAGUUCUGUUUAUUGGAACAAUAGAUGCAUUAGUAGUAGUUGUGCGAUUGACUGCUUCAACCUUGGUUUGUCAAUUUAUUACAGUACUGGAAUUAAAAGAUGAAGGGGAUUAGAUAUAAGGAAAAAGCAAGUAUUACAACUUAACUCUUACAGUUACAAUAACAGACCAGUAGAGUUAAUAUUUUCAUUUUUUUCAAUUCUGCGAC